Folsomia candida is the source of this 1849-nucleotide messenger RNA. RefSeq lists its product as uncharacterized. Gene Ontology annotation, molecular function: DNA binding. Gene Ontology annotation, biological process: regulation of DNA-templated transcription. Lineage: Eukaryota; Metazoa; Arthropoda; Collembola; Entomobryomorpha; Isotomidae. The transcript has 4 exons. The record is from RefSeq and is a predicted model, not a curated record. Bases 668 to 1654 code for a protein of 328 amino acids.
UCCACUGUUCUCUCCACCACUAUUCCCCCCCCCAAUCUAACACCGAGGGUCACCGUGGGAUUCCCAUCACCUUUGCUGAUGGAAGGGCACUUCCAAUAGUUGUCCAACGAGGGAAGGAACUGGGAGGAAGGAUUUACGUGUCAACUGAAUGUGAAUGACACUUGAAUAAAAGCAAAUUGAAUUGAAUUGAAUUGAAUGUGGGGUCAGGCUGCUCUCAGGAAUAAGUGGUGGCCCUAAAAAGGGCCGUUGUGUUCGAAGCGAAGUUAUUAGACUGAUGUGUUCAUUGAGAGGACGUGGGGUGACGAGAAGAGGUCCGGCAUGUCAAGGAUGGGUCGUCGUCGAGCUCAUCGCUUAUAUAGCGGCUAGUGGAUAGCAUUGUUCCUGUUGAACUGUUGAUCGUUCCCACAAUGUGGGAACGGUUGAUUGUUCCCACAAUGUGGGAACGGUUGAUUGUUCCCACAUUGUGGGAACGGUUGAUUGUUCCCACAAUGUGGGAACAAUGCUAUCCACUAGCCGCUAUAUAAGCGAUGAGCUCGCCGUGGAUCUUCAUCACUCUCUCACUGGACGGCAAAGAGAGAAGAAGUCUGUUGCUCGACCAAACUAUUAUUAAUAAACGAAAUAUAUUUUCUUUGAAAGCAACUCAACAACUUUUCGUCCCAUUUUCAACAUGAAGUGCAAAGUCUACAAGGAUGGCAUACUGUUAUACCAAGAUGGAGAAAAGGAGAACAAACCUUUUCAAGUAUGGUACGUUAGUUUACGUGAUCGCAACAAAGUUUUAAACGGGCAUAUUCUGGUUAACUUUACUUCCGGGGACGUUGAGGAGGAAGCAAGGGCACGGAGAAUACAGAGCAUGAAAGGGCUAGAUGAGAGCACUGGCUGCGAUGGUUGUGGAGCAGGUUUUUUUCUGCAAUCCGGCGAGAUGGACUAUCUGCCCGAUGAAGCCCUUGGAUUAAAAAUUUACGCCUACACAAUGGAAUCAGCUGAGAUGGCAAAGAUGGGGCUAAGAGGGUUUCUGGAUGCUGUUUGUAUCCUUUGUCCACCAAUCGCAUUCAGAAUCUUGCUUCCAUUUGCUGCACAAAUUAUUCAGAUCUCGAAGACGAUUCCGCAAAUACGCCCAAUUAUCCCAACUGUUGAUGCAUUGGCCAAUAAGACUCCCUUUUCGAGAUUCGUUGUAGCAGUCGUCGUAACGUACCGGGAGUAUCACCGAGGUCCGAAUGGAACUGUCUACACGACUGAUCCAGCUGCACCGAAAUCAACCCCUUGGAACCAAGAGCAAGAAACACUGUCACUCUCCUGUCGAAACGAAUGGUUAUUCAUGCAGGCCAAUCCUGAAGAUAAUGAAAAUGAAGGCGGUUUUCGCAAUUUAACCUACCCAAUAUCAAGAGCUGUUUUGCGUGCAAGGAUUUGGCUUCAUCAAAACUACGAACUUGGAAACAAUACCAAUAAUCAGUACAUCUUGAAAGGAGACGUGUACGAGCAAUAUGAAAGAUGGUGUACAGAAGAUCCAACAAUUGCACGGGCAACAUUUGGGAGAAUAAUUGCGGACGUCUUUCCGGGUAUUAAUGUUGGACUCGAACCAAGAGGGCAUGUAACAACCAACAGUGCACGCCAUUGUUAUAAGAACCUACGCCGACGCAACCAACAUACCCAGUAAAUAAGAAUGUUAUUCAUCACACAUAUUAACACAGUAUGAAUUAUUUCUCUUUUUAAUCAGCUAUUGUAUUCCUACUUUUCAACAUACUCAGUUUUUCAGUUGUCUGUCAGAAAGAUUUAUUUGAAUUAAUAAACUCCGCAAAUGUAAUUGUACUACAUUACUUAAUAUGGAAAUAAAUAAAUAACUUUCAGUGCU